ACAGAUGAAGAGAAUGAAGUGAUGGCAGUCAGUGAACCAGAACUUUAUGAUUUUGCAUUUAGAUGUGUAGUCCAUGCCGUGGUUCAUUGUAUUAUACAGUCUACUGCUCCAAGGGCUGGUAUGUUGUCUGGUGGCCAGUCAGGAGGUGGAGAGAUUGAUAGCCUUCAUAGAGUUUCUACUGAUAGACAGACUGAAAGUGUUAGUCCCUUGUCUGAAUCACAUACCACAGAAAGGGGUGAGAUAGCUGACAAUACUCAGUAUAGACCUCCAACUACUACAGGUCAGAAUGGACAUGCUGAUGAUACCCAUAAUGCUUCUCUACAUUCCAUGACACCUACUGUUAUUUACUCAGAAGUAUCUGAACCUGUACUGGUGGGGAGUGUAACAGCUAGAAUACAGUUUGAAAACCAGAUGUACAAUGUUCCUCCCAGAGGCAUAUAUGUUUCAAAAUUUCUUAGACAGAUAUAUCAAGAUGAUGAAGGAAUAUCUAGUACUGAGCAGCAUACAGUUCCAGUUUCAAGGUCAUACCAAACUCACUCUGACACAAGCAGGAUGAUGUCAAGGUCAAGAAAUCAUCAGAGAAGUUCCAGAUUUGAGGAAGAUUUUGAUGGGAGGAGGCAAGUACCACAACAGAUGGAUGGUCUCUAUAAUGAAUGGAAUGAAAUCAGUAGUGAGCAGUAUGGAGACUUGGAGGGCAAUGAAAAUAAACACCACUUUAGAUAUGGAGUGAGGGAAAAACCAAGUGAAUUAAGAAGUAGGGAGAACAGUGGUCACUUAAUGAGAGGUGGAGGGAGGUACAACAGACCUGAAAACAGAAGACAUUAUGUACCCAAGCAGACAGCAGAUCUGGGAACACAGGAUCAAUAUUGCAGACAAGGAAGGGGGGAAAGAGGAAAGAAAAGAGAUAAUAAUGUAAGGGACCAGAGUCAGCAAAGUAGUACAGACAGUCACUCUUUUAAUCAAGCAGCUGGUGCAAGAAAUACUCAUUCGUACAGUGAAACAUAUUCCAGUCAUUCAAACAGUAUACCACAUUCCAGUAACAUUGACAAAGAAUAUGAAGACAGAAAGUCAGACCAAACACAGAAAAAGACAGAUAUGAAAGGGCAAACAUCUUCUCUCUCAACAGGCCAUAGUACAGUAGAAACUGGUCAAGUUAGACAGGUAUACAGUAGACAUGAAAGAGACAGACAGGUCAACAAUAGGAAGAGACAGGAAGUGCACAAUAGAAGGGAAAGAAACAGACUGGUCCAUACCAGACAAAGUCCAGUAUUACAUAGUAGACAAGAUAGAGGCCAAGAGAUCAACACUAGACAAAAUGGAGCAGUACAUUGCAGAAGUGAAAGAGACGGUCAUAUCACAGCGGGAGAAAGGGACCCACAGUUCAACCUUAGUCACAACAGAGAAAACAAUGGGAGUGGAUCAUCCUUUAAUUUAGCAAAUCUCAGUACCAGAAACUCUGGUCAAAGUGAAGAACAUCGUAGGAAUGUUGAUAAUGCGACCGAGGGAGGAAGGAUUCGUAGUCAGGUAGACACUAACCCUGGACCUCUGGCCACACUCUUCCAACAGCUCUUACACCAGUUUUACCAGGAGGUCAUGAUGUGGAUAUUUGUAACUACAGUAUGGCAUCCUGAUCAAGAAAACCUUAGACACAUGCUCAACACUAUUGCAGAUAUCAUCCAGGAGCCAUGUGUUUCUGUGACAACCAGCAUGGUGCAGGGGUUUAUGGUGGGGACCAGUAUAAGCCAUGCUGGCCAUUUCCAGCUUUUGAUUCAGAUUUUGAAUUCGCUCACUGCAUACCACUUGCUCUCACCAACCCUGACCUCUUUGUUCAGGGUACAGAGCGUUGUGUUCAGCAUAAACCUAGCUCCGCGGCAGCUACUUCAUAGAUUUUCUGACAUUGUGAGGAAUGCCAUGAUCGUCAUGAUACAGCAGCACAGUGCACGAAUUAUUGACCAACCAGGAUGCCCGGGCACACGCAGGCGAACCAGGGACAGAAAUAGUGGUCCACAGAAUGAGAUUGCUCCAGAGACCCGGGCCUUCCAACCGCCACACCUGAUGAAUCCCCGACAGAUUCACCCAGCCUCUCUCCACCCUCACAUCCACGGGGCCCCACAGCAGGUCAUGUUUGACAUGGAACAGGUUCCUGUGAGCACACCGGUAUCUAUGACACCAUAUGCAAUCCCAGUGUGCACAGGGCCUCAUCUCCCAGUGUGCACUGGGGCCCACCACCCAGUCUGUAGCACGGCGCCCACAUGGUCAAUCCCAGGUUGUGGUGUGCCACUGCCGUCCUGUAAUAUGCAGCACAUCCCCACAUGUAGCCUGCCACAGAUUCCAUUUCAUCCAGGCUCCAUCCCGCCUCUGUUUCAUCAUCACCCUGCCGCCAAUCAUAUACCUCCACAGCAUCUAGCUCCACCCACUCACUUUAAUCCAAGUGCUCGAGGGCACUCUGAGGAAGAAGUUUCUGGUCUCCUAGAUCAGCGAUCCCGGUUUCCCCUACACCCAGGGACAUUACACCCUCAUGGUGCCACUCCUUUUACCGCCUCUGCCCCAGUCAUGUUGCAGGAGCCACAUGUACACCCUACACCUCAUGAUAUUUAUGGUCCAUUUCAGCGUCACUUUGCUCGUCAACGUACAAGUGGAAGAAAUGGACGUCUCCGUUCACUUCCCCUUCCUCCUCCUCCUUACCCAGGAUUCCUGUUACACUUCCUGGCCAUGUUGGGUAAUCCUCCGAUGCCUUAUGGCAGAGACUUCCAUGAAGAUGCAACAGAAGUUGAAAAUUACGAGGCAUUGCUAAACUUGGCUGAGAGAUUAGGGGAGGCCAAACCAAAGGGUCUGACCAAACAUGAGAUUGAACAGCUUCCGGCCUACAGAUUUAACAAGGAAAAUCAUCACUCAGACAUGGACCAGACCUCCUGUGUGGUGUGCAUGUGCGAUUUUGAAAAUAGACAAUUAUUACGGGUCCUGCCAUGCAGUCAUGAAUUCCAUGCCAAGUGUGUCGACAAGUGGCUGAAGACAAACAGAACAUGCCCAAUUUGCAGAGCUGAUGCCACAGAAAUAGCCAGCCAGUCUGACUAAGGAAUCAAAGUGACAGCACAAAAGUGUUUCUUAUUUAUUAUUUGGUCAAACUGGUUUUUAUUUCUUAAAAACUGAAGCAGAUGUAAGAAAACAGAAAAAUAGGAUUUGGUGCAUAUAUAUUAUUUGUUAUUAUUGAAUGUUUCUCUUUUUUUUAUUAUUAGUAAUAGAUGCUUUGUUAUAUAGAUAUAUAUAUAAAAAUAUAUAAUUUCACUUAAUACUUGAGCAUACAGCUAUACAAUGCUUUUUGUUUUUAUCCACUAUAACAAGUAUAUCCCUGUUUUUUGUUGAGGUGAAAGGUUUUUUUUCCUUGCAUAAUGAACUGAUGUGGUUGUUUCAGGGAUGUUUUUUUUCACAUCAUAAAUAUUUUAUGAAGCCAGUAUCCAUAGCCUAACAUCUUGAUUAAUUGUGUAUAUUUAUUGUUUAUGUAAGUUUUGAUCAGUAAAAUGGUAAAUGACAAAGCUUGUGUAUGUACAGUAAUAUUUUUGUAGGCCUGUAGACAGACAGAUCCCAGCAAUGUCUACAUGAAUAACAAAAAUAUUCAAUUAAGAAACCAAAAACAAUGUUUAAAAAAAGAAAUUAGAAGAGGUUUUUUUUAUUUCUUUUUUGACAAUCAGCAGUAACUUGAACUCAAUAUUAAAAGUAGUGCCUUUGUGUAAAAGCAGUGAAGGCUCAAGCAUGCAGGUAUUUGUUUUGUUGGGGUUGGGGUUUUGUUUACGUGUCCGUGUUUGUUAGUAGUGAUUUUGUACACAUAACUGUACAUGUAUAACAAUGGAUAGUGUUAUCCUCUUGUUCUAAAAUUAUAUACAGAUUUUAAUGCAAAGUUUUCUUUUAUUAUCCAAGGAAACUAGAAUUUAAGACCUUGUUAAUAUUUGUUACUUGUAAUAAAUUUAUUAUUAGAUCUAAAAAAGUAUUUAUUACAUUUUAGGCCAAUUCAAUUUAGAGCAAAUUCAGUAUUAAAAUGUUUAUAUGUAUUUCUUUUGUUUAGAGCAAUGCAGAUUUAUUGACAAGAUUUACUUUUGUCACAAAAUUGAAUUGGCCUUUGUUCAGAUAAUAUAUAUUGUAGGAAUUUUGUCCUUGUUUUGUUUUCAACAUUUUGUUUAAUGUGUGCAGUCUUGCAUUAAGAGAUGUUUAUAAGGGAGUUAGUUGAAAAAAGAGGAAACAACAGUUAUAUUGUGUAAGAUCCACCUCGUUGUAAUGGAACCAGUGUUAGAAUAGAAGAGCAAUCAAAAUGAUAUCCAUUUAGAAAUAUACUUUCAAUAUUUGUCUCGACUGCAGAUGAAUUUUGAACUUUGUAAACCAUAGGAUUUGAGUAUUAAUUUGGUACAAUGAAACCAUUUGAUUAUUAAGCAAUAAUUCCAAAAAUGUUCAUCCAGGCUGUAUUGUCUUGGUAUUGCUUAAAUUGUAUCCUUAUAGAAUGAAAAACUUUUAUUAUAAGAGUUACACAUUGAGAACAUAUACACCCAGCUAUAUUUCAUUUAAUUGUGAAAGCUGAGCAACAUGCUUAACUAGCGUAUCUAGGCACCUAUUUAUUUCUUUCUGCGGAGAAAUCAAAAUGGAGAAACAUUAUAUAUAUAUAAGCAGAUUUUGAAUCCAGGGCAUUUGAGCCAAAAUGUAUGAAUUUUUUUCCCCUUCAAAUUUAUAUUGUAGCUUGGAAAAUAAUGGCUUUAUGUAAUGCAAAGUAUUUCCAUGAAGAUAGUAAGAUGAUCUGCAGUUAUGCCAUUGAACCUACGCACAAUAAGGAUAUUGCAGUAUGCAACAAAUGUUUGUUGAAUUUUAUUCUGAUUCCAUUUGUUUAUUGUAAUCUUCAUUAGAAAGGGGGAUGUGAAUUCCAAUGUUUGCAAUUUUUUCUCUAAAUUUUUGGUAAUUCGCUCACAUACAAUAAAUUAAAAUAUUUGAGUAUUGAAUAUAAAAACAGAGACAUUCUUGAGCAGCAUUUUUAAACGUAUUUUUGACCCAGUUUAUGUAUGUGUUUUAUUUUAACAUUUGUUCUGCUCUACAAAGAAUUUGAAAUGCCCAUGCCCCAUGUAAUGUGGAAUUUUACAAGUGCCUUGAUAUUUCAGAAUUUUUUCCCCUCACCUAUUUCUUUUGAUCUGAUAGAAAGCUGUGCAUUGAGAGCUAAUUUUCAGUGAUAGCCAAACAGUUCUACCUCUCUACAGAUGUGACCAUGGUCGUGAUUUGUCGCAACUCAUGUUUUUACCCACACAUUUUUGUUUUGCUUUCAUUUCUUAGUAUAGUACUAAUAAGCAGCUUUUUUCAUUUUAUCAUUACAUUGUGAAGAAGGAAGAGGUGGCAUUUCUUCUUCUGGUAUUGAUGUUCUUUGGCAAGACACAGUGUUACAAAGUAAUAUUAUUCAUAUUUUAUCAAUAUUUGUGUCAUAUUAAUCUACCUUUUCAAAUAUUUGUUUUUUUUUUCAUGCAGUGCAAGUCAAUCAAAACAUAGAAUUUCACCCUGAUAUACUCUAGUAAUAAUAGACUACACUGUAUUAUGCUGUAAAGCACAAUAAAAGAAUAAAAAUUA
Messenger RNA from Saccostrea echinata, 5592 nucleotides. Its product is annotated as RING finger protein 44-like. The record is from RefSeq and is a predicted model, not a curated record. Lineage: Eukaryota; Metazoa; Mollusca; Bivalvia; Ostreida; Ostreidae. Bases 22 to 3075 code for a protein of 1017 amino acids. The transcript has 8 exons.